CACAAUAGCUGCUCUGACUUGACUGUCAGCGGUCAAAAAGUGACAAACGUUACCGGAAGUUUGACUAAAAUUGCUCGACCAGGAUCAUGUGUUUACUUUAAAAGACCUCCAUUAAGUGAAAGACAUGAAGAGGAGGUUUAACAUCAACCUGGACGAUUCUGCUUUCACCAAAGAAAGAACACCGCCAAAGCCUCAGUUCCAGUCUUCAUCUAAAGGAGGAGAAAACACCUCAGCUGCAACAACCUCUAAACCGGUUCCUGAGGCAGUGGGCCAGCCUUUGUCCUAUGCAGAAUAUGUCGUUCAGAGUAAAAGCAAUGCAGCUGCUGCUCCACAGAGAGAUGCCCCCUCCAAACUACUCAGUGCUGGAGCUUUCAGUCUGAAGCAAAACGAGCCAGAUGCAGGAUCCUCUGAUGUAGGAGGAGGUGAAACAGCUAAAGGGACAGAGGUUCAGUCUGACGAGGUUAACAAAAGUAAGGAGACACAAGUGGCGGGCACAGAGGGGGACUGUCAAAAGUCAGAUCCGAGCCUCAGUCUGGGUCCUAAACCAGUGGGAUCUGGGAGCAGCAUUGUUGUGAGUCCACGACAGAGGGGUAAUCCCAUUCUGAAGUUUGUGAGAAGUGUUCCGUGGGAGUUUGGAGAUGUUGUGCCAGACUAUGUUUUGGGACAGACAACCUGUGCUCUCUUCCUCAGUCUGAGGUAUCACAACCUCAAUCCAAACUACAUCCACGACCGUCUGAAGCAGCUUGGACAGACGUUCACCCUGCGAGUGCUACUGGUUCAAGUAGAUGUGAAAGAUCCUCAUCAUGCAUUAAAGGACCUGGCUUGCAUCUGCAUCAUGGCUGACUGCACUCUCAUCUUGGCUUGGAGUCCAGAAGAGGCAGGACGUUACCUGGAAACAUAUAAGUCAUAUGAAAAGAAACCAGCGGACCUCCUCAAGGAGCAGGUCGAAAAAGACUAUCUGUCAAAGGUUACAGAUUGCUUGACCACCGUGAAGUCUAUAAAUAAAACUGAUGCCAUUACCUUGUUAUCGACUUUCUCGUCAGUAGAAGGGAUCAUCAGUGCCUCUAAAGAAGACUUGGUUCUCUGUCCAGGCCUCGGACCACAAAAAGCGAGACGACUCUUUGACGUGCUCCACAAGCCCUUUCUCAAGUCAAAGACAAAAGACAGCUGAGACGUCUCACCAAGGAUGUGUGACAUGCUUCUGAAAUUAAUCCUAUAGAGUUGGCCAUCAUGAUGAGCAGGCUGCAAACAAACACUCUGUAUAGGACUGAAUUAAUAUUCCAAACACCUCCUAACCCUUGAUUUACUGAGAUGAUGAAACAAAUGUGUAAAACUUUUUUCUUUUUUUUAUCCUGACAUAGAAUCAGGCUAGGGUAUUUGUAAGAAUGUAGAAUGUCAAUUGUAUUUAUAUUUGGUUAUAUUAUUUGUUCAUAGAGUUCAUUUUUCCUUUUUUAAAUAAAAUAUUUUGUGAUAUUUUUA
Molecule: messenger RNA, 1479 nt
Organism: Amphiprion ocellaris (clown anemonefish)
Lineage: Eukaryota; Metazoa; Chordata; Actinopteri; Pomacentridae
Gene: ercc1
Product: excision repair cross-complementation group 1
Exons: 9
Coding region: 125-1171 (348 amino acids)
Biological process (GO): nucleotide-excision repair; meiotic mismatch repair; mitotic recombination
Cellular component (GO): ERCC4-ERCC1 complex; nucleus; nucleotide-excision repair factor 1 complex
Molecular function (GO): single-stranded DNA binding; damaged DNA binding
Source: RefSeq, a predicted model, not a curated record